CGUAGGUGUUCCCUGUGGGAUCGAAAAAUGCAGAACUAUGUUCCUGUCAGUGACUCGACAUUGAUCUUGUUUGCACCAUGAUGGUUACCUGUAGCCAUGACCACUAGUACCAUCCCUGACUAUGAAGAGAUUCAGAGAGCUGCCAAGGAGAGGGCAGAGAUUGUUGCCAAAUACGACAAGGGCAGAGAAGAGGGCGCACAGAUUGAUCCAUGGGAGGAUCCAUUAUUUGAGGUGUAUCACGUCACAGACAGAUAUGGAUUUAUUCAUGACACUCCAUUGCCUGAGGUUACCGAUGCAGUCGAGGCAAAGAGCCGUGCCCAGGAAGUGGAAAGAACUCAAAAAUGGCUGAAGAUGGUAAAAAACUGGGACAAGUAUUAUCCUGGGGAAAAGCUGACACGGCGCGUCUACAAAGGCAUUCCCGACAGACUGCGUGGUGAGGUCUGGUCUCGGUUGUUAAACGUUAAAAAAGUGAUGGCUGAACAAGAAGGAAUAUAUGAGCACAUGAAACAGCGUGCCAGACAAAAGUCUACAUCUAUUCGACAAAUAGAUCUAGAUGUCAACCGAACGUAUAGAAAUCAUAUCAUGUUCAGAGAAAGAUAUGGUGUCAAACAGCAGGCCUUGUUCCAUGUGCUAGCAGCAUACUCAGUCUACAACACAGAGGUCGGCUACUGCCAGGGCAUGAGUGAGAUUGCAGCCCUCUUACUCAUGUAUCUCAAUGAGGAGGAAGCAUUUUGGGGGUUGUCUCAGCUGUUUAUAAGUGAAAAGCACACAGUCCAUGGUUUUUUCAUUCCUGGUUUUCCGAAACUGAUGCGCUUCCAAGAACAUCAUGAUGUUGUAAUUAAGAAGUUUAUUUCCAAAACCCGGCGCCAUCUGGAGAAGAAUGAAAUCUAUCCAGCCCUGUACACCAUCAAGUGGUUUCUGCAAUGCUUCUUGGAUAGGACUCCAUUUCACCUAACUUUACGACUGUGGGACAUUUGGAUGUUGGAAGGUGAUCGUGUUCUUACAGGAAUGGCUUACUGUAUUCUUAAACUUCACAAAAGACGGAUUAACAAAAUGCAAAUAGAUGAUCUUCUGACAUUCUUCCAGUCAACGUUAGAGAAAGACUUUGUUUAUGACGACGAUUCUGUGAUAGAGCAACUGCAAAUUUGCAUGGAAGAACUCCGUAAGGGCCGAAUGGAUCUUCCACCGAAACCUAGGAUAAAUGAAAGCCCGACCCUUCCUUUCGGUUUGGACAUUGAACCCAGCCUGGACCAGCUGGUUGGGAGGAGAACCUCGGAAUCGAUAGACGAUCAUUUCCGGCGCCAUCCCCCACCCCGUAGCGGGAAGGCAGCCUAUUUGAGAAAACGCCAUCUCAACAAUCUGAACAGUCCCGAAAUGGCACACAGCGACACACGAUCUGUACAGUCUAGUCGAUUAUCGGAAUACUCAAUAGACGACCAAUCGUCUUCGUACGACACGGCGGCCAACUCGAGGAUGUCUCUCGUGGACUACAGCCGCCGGACGUCGACGCCCAGUUCACGGACGUCGUACGCCGACGCGUCCGAGGUGAACAGUCUGAACCUGACGCUGAGUCAUCAACACCUGGAGCAGGUGGAGGACACCGGUCACGAUGACUCGUUCGACCGGACGGUCGAGUACGACCACAUAGAUCCGCCACUUGCGUCUACCUCACAGUUUCACAGAGUGGACCAGCCUCUGCAGGCCGUGAAGAUACUGAACGUUCACAUCGAGCCCAUGGAGGCCGAUUCGAAACCCCCAUCGGACACGUCGGAAUACGACAAUGUGAACGGCGUCGAAGAGCGCCGCGACGGAGACACGACGCCAGUGCCGAUGCACGUCAGCCAGUCGGGCGGCUUUGACAACGUUUACAACAACAAGUUUCCCAAGAGCAAGUCAGAUGGGUACGUGUCUGUGAGUCGUGACAGCGAAAUGGUUGUGGUGAACGGUGUCGACGGCAGCAUCACGUCGCAGAUGAAGGUGGCAAGGACCGAGGACCAGCUGAGUCGUAGUCAGCACUCGGACUCGUCGUAUCGCAACUACGUCGACCAGCAGAACGGGUUCCAGGUGGAGAGGCAGUACUCGCACCACGUCACCCAGUCCACCACAACACGCACCAGAACUGUACACACAAAGCAGCACAAAGAAACGGUUUUCUUAUGAGAUAUCAUCUUUUAGAUACUAAAUCUUUAUUAUUUAGAAAUAAAGUAUUUACAUAGGUUUGAAAUUUUCAUUGUUUUGACAUUAUUCUUGACAAAAUAAAAAUGAGUGCAAGUAUUGAACAAAUAAUUAAGGAAUUUUUUUUAUAUUGCAAUAGAGUUGUGAUGAUAUUUUAAAAAUCCACCUUUAUCAUGUUUAUAUAUAUAUAUAUAUAUAAGUGCUAUCGGUGUAACAUUUUAUUAAGAAUCGGUAUGGAUAGAUAAUUGCAGUGUUCAUUGUUAAUAUACUGUGUGUAUAUUACAUUGUAUAUUUGUAUAGAUACAUGUUGAAAAUGACUCCAAUAAUAUAAAUUGCAUUCAGUGAUAUGCUUGUGAGUUAAUCGAAUGGAAUAGCCAGUUUGUUCUUAGAUUCUUGCCAGUAUUUGCUUUUAUUUCUAGUAGGCUGUUUAGAAUUUCAAUUAAAUCAUAUCUGUAUAUUUAGUAAACAUAGCUUUGAUUCUAAAGAUUUCUUCAGUUAGUUUUUGGUAUAUGGUAUUAACACUCAAUAGUUUGGUCUGCAGUAAGAAGUAUGGUGCUUAAUCAGAGGCCUAGCUUGGGAUUUUUAAGUGGUACGCAGACUUUUUCAGCAAUGGAAUAAAACUCUAUUGUCAUAGAGCAUGCAUACCUGCAUAUAUGGAAGCUAGGUCCCUGUUAAUAAUAUCCAACCUUCUUUCUUUCUACCUUCUUGAAUCCUCGUUGCAACAGAUGUGCUUAAAAACAGCUUUAUUUUAUUUCUUUAGUUAAACCAUGAUUUUGACUUGCAGGAGGGGUGGGAUGUUGCCCAGUGGUAAAACGCUCGUCUGAUAUGCAGUCAGUCUAGGAAUGAAUCCCAUCUGUGGGCCCAUUGGGCUAUUUCUCGUUCCAACCAGUGCAACACGACUGGUAUAUCAAAGGC
Messenger RNA from Gigantopelta aegis, 3090 nucleotides. Its product is annotated as USP6 N-terminal-like protein. The transcript has 14 exons. Lineage: Eukaryota; Metazoa; Mollusca; Gastropoda; Neomphalida; Peltospiridae. The record is from RefSeq and is a predicted model, not a curated record. The coding region runs from base 97 to 2160 and encodes 687 amino acids.